Biomphalaria glabrata is the source of this 7270-nucleotide messenger RNA. RefSeq lists its product as uncharacterized. Gene Ontology annotation, biological process: cell surface receptor signaling pathway; adenylate cyclase-activating G protein-coupled receptor signaling pathway. NCBI's taxonomy places the organism in Eukaryota, Metazoa, Mollusca, Gastropoda, Planorbidae. The coding region runs from base 57 to 5357 and encodes 1766 amino acids. The record is from RefSeq and is a predicted model, not a curated record. The transcript is spliced from 40 exons. Gene Ontology annotation, cellular component: membrane. Gene Ontology annotation, molecular function: G protein-coupled receptor activity.
GGAGAAUACUUGUAUCUAACACCAACAUGCUGACUUAAGAUUGUCAUAGAUCUUAUAUGCCAAUGAAUGUCAAUGAUAAAAGUAAUAUGUUUAAUUUAGGAAAUGAGAACAUACGACAGAUUUUUUGUGUUAUUGGAUUCAUGACAUCAUUCGUGUUUCACCUGGCCGAAUGCUAUUGCAGUGUACAUCAGGGACUAAAAUUACUGACAAAAUGGAGUGACGUGAUACAUAUGAAUGCCUUCCAGAGUCACAACUGUUCCUGGAUGAUUCACGUGAAAGAUGCAGACGUUAUUCAUCUCAAUUUUAGCUACCUGGAUGUAGGGAGACAACAAUUUCAGACUGAGAAAGACUGUAUGGACUACAUACAGGUUGAAGACCCGUAUAACAAGACAGCCUUCUUGUGUGCCGACUUACAUGAACUGGAAAUCAAACAACUGCACUUAAAACAGCCUGUCCUCCUGCGCUUUCACUCCAACAGCAAAUGGGCCGCCAAAAGAUUUUUAGUCACAUACAAAGGUUCUUUGAAACGUAUCCAACGUCAAGCUUGCUGUCUAAAGAUAGACUCGAACAUAACCUGGGAAUCACCUUUUUCUCCUUCACAAUGCAAAUACGAAAUAGGCUUAGAGAAUCAUUUUACAGUUCUGUAUUUUAAAGACCCAAAUGGCACUUUUCCCAGUUGUGGCGCCACGCCUUUUAAGUAUGACUAUGGCUAUGGGCUGGAGGAACUUUGUGACAUCUCUGCAAAGCUUUUCGAUACAGUGACAACCUUAAUUGUCAACGAAACUGAGAAUGUUGAGAACUGGAAUUCACCUAUUGAAAUAGAAAUCAUUCCUGAUUGUCGAUACCGUGUACAUAUCGAUGUCACAGAUUCUGUUCGACUUAUUUAUACACCUUUCUAUCCAAACACUCCAACCAACCUGUUUAAAUGUACAUGGGAUUUGUCCUGUUCACUGCCAUUUAUAAAGAUCAAAUUGGUCAACAGUACGAAAUUUCCACAAUGUACAAAUUCGCCUUUGACGGUUUCAGACGCGACCUCUCAAUUGAACGAGAAUCUAUGUGCCCAAACAACUAGCGUGACUGCUUCUCAACCUCUUUACCUUACCUACCACUACACCUCAAAGGAGGACCCUGUGUGGGUGGGAACCAUUGAGUUGUACCCUUCACAAACGUCCUCGGACCCACUUAUUAAACCGAAAGCAGUUCCAACAAAGAGAACUACAGACAAUGACGAGGAGGAGGGUGUGUGUACUCAGACAUACGAGUCCACCAGUACAGUAUCCAAUAACUGUGGAAGUCUAUCAAAGCAAAACACCAUCACCAUGGGGCUUUGGGAAGGCACGUUCUCAAGCCCAGACUUUGAUUCUUUCUCUACUUACGCCAGCAUAAUAGAUUGUACGUGGGUAAUAGAAAUACCAUUCAGCAGCCACAUUAUGUUAGUCUUUGAGACCUUUGCUCUUCAAGAUCCCAUAAUAGACGAAGAUAACGACUAUACUUGUGAGGACUAUGUGAUGAUAACGGAGUAUCUGGAUUCUGAAUCAUCAUCUGAAAUUUUCUAUAAGUGUGGAACAGUCAAUAGACGUGCCUAUGCCAUAAUUUCAUAUGGAAACAAGAUGGAGGUGAAAUUCAAGUCUGACGCCUCGGUGAAUGCACUUGGCUUUAAAGCUUCAUACAAAGGGCUAUGCUUUAGAAUAUCUCAAGACGUCGUUGGAGGUAGCGUCAUCAUCCCCACUGACAAAUUACCGCAAACGAACAGUAUCAUUUGUCGGUGGCAAUUCGCCUUGCAUCAAGAGUACUUGUUCAUGAUCAAAAUGUUAGAAAAGAACGUGGCGUUCCCAAUGAAGCCUUUCUGUGGCUCCUCCCCAUUGAAGAUCACGCUGUACCUGGAAAAUGUCAACCCUGUAACAGAGGAUCUUUGCAAAAAUAAAGUUUUUGGGUCCUACUUUCUCGACGAAUUUCUGAUUUUGGUUUACAAAUGGGUUCCAAGGAAUUCAGAUAUAAAUACAUGGCAAGGAACUGUUAUCCUUAAGUACUUCAAGGGAUAUGAAUCCUUCAAUUGCUCAUGGAUGUGCCCCCAGUCAGAAUGCCAAUUCAUUAUUUCCCUAAUAAACUUUUCACCGGUACUUUACUGCCUUUGUUCGGAGUUGCCACUAGGUCUCACGUGCCAAGAGGACAGCGGACAAUGCAAAGCGGAGGAAUGUGACCCCAGUUUGUGUAGAAAAACUGUCAGAAACAACACAGUCUUUGAGACUCCUAACUUCCCAGAGUUACCGUCUGAGGACAAAUUAUGCGUAUGGAAGCUUUUUCAGAUAGACUCUUAUGUUAUGGUUACCUUUGUAAACAAAAGCCUAGAAGCCAUGCCCAACUGUGGAUAUUAUGUCAUAAUGAUGUCUCUGGAAGAUGAGAGCAAGUUCGAGCUUUGUAAAACGACACCUAUCUUCCUUUACAAAGGUCUUGCCCGCCUAUAUUAUAAAUAUAAAAAGAAAGGUGACUUUCCAAACUGGAUCGGUCAGUUAGAUAUUCAAUACACAAUGAGCCCUGCCGACGCUGAUUGCAAUAGGUUCUGCUCGGAGUCGAAUUGCAAGUUAUCGUUCGACGCUAACGCUUCGCCGAAUAAAGCAGUCACCUGUAUUUGCGCCGAGAGCCAUCUAGAUCACUCCUGCACGAUUAAUAGUACAGUUUGUAAGGCAGAGGAGUGUGCCUUUGAAAGUUGCUGGCAGCAGAUCCAGAAAAGUAGCGUAUUUCUGACUCCCAACUAUCCAAUGGCGCCAUCAAAUUAUAUCAAGUGCGUCUGGACAAUCUAUCGGCCUGAAGAGAUCGUGAUGAUUAGGUUCAUGAAUGACAGCUCGGACGGUGCGUUUCUGCCGACGUGUGCGUCCUCACCUAUCAAGCUGUCGUUCGGAACCUCCUCCCAGAUUCUUUGCAAACGACAACCUGUUUUAGCUUCUGCAGGCAAGGUCAUACUGGUCUAUGAUUCAAGAUCCUCACUGAUUCCAUGGGUUGGUGGAGUCGCAGUGGACUUUACCCACAAUCCAAACGACGUCAACUGUGCCUGGCUGUGCUCACAGUCCAGCUGUCAAUUGAAAUACGUGGAGUCGCCUCACUGGUUCACAUGCAUUUGCAAGGAAAAAUACUUAAACCUCGACUGUUCCGACCACAAUGAAUUGUGCAUGUCUGAGCCGUGUUUAUUACGUGAACCGGAAACAAUCAAAAAUUACAACCACACGUACUGCGAGGAGGAAAUGCUAAACGUAAAGCCGCUGAAAUGGACCAUGACUCUCGCGUUGUUAACAGAUGUCGAGCCUUGUCCGUUACCAGGGGUCAUGAACCAUACAUUAACAAGACAAUGUCUGUACAAUGAAUCCACUCCGCAGCGGGGCCAAUGGGCCCACCCAAAUAUCACGGACUGCAUUCAUUCUGCUGUACAGAACCUCAAAGAAAGUCUGUCGAAUCAGACUAGUUUCGACGAAAAGACCACAACUCAUGUGAUGAGUGUAUUGAACACCUUCAUUGACUUAGUGAACUCUUCUUCCGUCGAGUCGUCCGUGGAUCAUGACGUCAUUGUUCACAUUGGAGAGAUUCUCAACAGGGCUUCGAACUUUAAGCCAAACUCAACCUUGACCGAACAAUCUUCACUUUCGUUGGCCACGAAAUUUGCCAAGGCGAUUGACUAUAUUACAGAUAUAAAGUCACUGGACAAAUUAAAGAAUGCUAACACGAAAGAAAUAGGCGUGAUAAUGGACGUAGUCCUGGACUCGGCAAGGACAUUCUUCAAAACUUUAAGCGAAUCCAUGGUCGUUCCAGGGGCGAGUAGUUCAAACCAACCAACUCUCAAAGUCAAGCUGAAAAACGUAGACUUUCGACUCACACUGUGGGACAAUAAAAGAACUUUAGUUGAUGGAAGCAUGUCCAUCUUAGUUGGUUUACCACCGCUGAAAAGUUUUUAUCCUCGCGACUUUGGCAAAGCGUUAUGGCUGUACAUCGCACGCUUGAAUAAUGUGCCCAAACUGAUUGGUAUAUCUGAAAACAAAACAAAAGAAAUAGAGUCGCCCUCUGAUAUAAUGAGUGACGUCUUGUCCGUGGAGUUCUUCAACAAGUCUACGUUCAGUAUGAACGAACCUGUCAUUCUACAUUUUACUUUGAAGAAUGUAACAAGGCUAAGUUAUGGAAGGUUGAUAUGCAUGUCAUUCGAGAGCAAUAAAGAAGAUGGGGUUCGUACCUCAUUCUGGUCCGAAUUUGGUUGUUACAAGAAGUUUCAGAACCUAAGCCAUGUUCAAUGCUUCUGCACGCAUUUUUCAAACUUUGGGGUUCUAAUGGAUAUCUACGAAACACAGCGUUCAUUGAGCGAAGCUCACGAAAAAACUCUGAGUAUUAUCUCUUAUGUCGGCUGCUCGGUCUCCAUAUUCUGCUGUGCGAGUCUCAUCGCGAUCUACCAGGUGUUGAGACUCAGAGGAGACCGAGUUCUUAUUCACCAACAAUUUGCUCUUUGCAUGGCUAUAGUUCAGAUCAUAUUUAUCGCCAUGGUGCAGCUGACAAAUUCAUCAUUGUUUGACACAAAAAUGUGUUUAGUGACCGCCAUUACGUUACAUUACUUCUUGACCAGCAUGUUCAAUUGGAUGCUGGUGGAGGGUAUUCACCUGUACGUCCAGCUCAUCUAUGUCUUCUCAACCACCUCUCACAUCGUCAAGUACAGCCUUUUCGCCUGGGUGACACCAGUGUUGAUUGUAAGUGUCGCCGCUGUAGUGUUCCAGGAGGAUUACAGGAGUGACAAAUUAUGCUGGAUCAGUAUUAAGGUUUUACGUUAUUUCUUGGUCCCGACAUUAUCCGUAACCGUCAUCAUCAAUGUUAUCAUCUUAUCCCAUGUUAUAUUAAUCAUCAAGAAAUCCCAGUCAUCUUUAAAUCUUCUCAGUCAAUCGGAGAAAAAACUGUUUUGGACAGGUUUGAAGGCUUCUGUAUCAUUGCUACCACUAUUGGGUCUGACGUGGACCUUCGCCUUCUUUAUAGUAUCGGCCGAGAUAUCGACCGUUAUGGUUCAUUUGUUUACCUACCUUUUCACAAUAGCCAACAGUUUCCAAGGCCUACUGGUAUUUAUAUUCCACUGCCUCCUUAGUACCGAGGUGCAUAUUGCUGUGCGAAACUAUUACAGGAUAAAUUUUGGUAGCCAGUACUGGGAACGUUCCAAAUCAAGAUCUGAAUACAGAAGUAGCGAAUAUAGGAAGUCGGAAUUUGAUUCAAAGGAAGACCGUGUCGAAUCCGUGAUAUUACCGGAGCCCGUCGUUAGCGAGGAAGUGGUCCCACAACCAGCUGCAAGUUUGCAACGCUCACGACAGAUGUCUGAGGUAACAGGUACAGCUGUCUGAAGUACUAGACCAGAGCACGUCAAACACAUCUGUCUAAAGUACUACCCUAGUGAAGCAAGUCAAACACUGCUGUCUAAAGCACAACCUUGUGAAGAAUGUCAAACAAUGCUGUCUAAAGUACUACCCUAGUGAAGAAUGUCAAACACUGCUGUUUAAAGUACUACCCUAGUGAAGAAUGUCAAACACUGCUGUCUAAAGUUCUACCCUAGUGAAGAAUGUCAAACACUGCUGUCUAAAGUACUACCCUAGUGAAGAAUGUCAAACACUGCUGUCUAAAGUUCUACCCUAGUGAAUAAUGUCAAACACUGCUGUCUAAAGUUCUACUCUAGUGAAGAAUGUCAAACACUGCUGUCUAAAGUUCUACCCUAGUGAAUAAUGUCAAACACUGCUGUCUAAAGUUCUACUCUAGUGAAGAAUGUCAAACACUGCUGUCUAAAGUUCUACUCUAGUGAAGAAUGUCAGGAAUCAAGAUUGAAGCACCAAACUGAAGGCAUUGGUCAUGAGCGAUUUCACAAUUGUUUCGUUGCUGCUACAAAGUACAGCUUGGAGAGUGAAACAUUUUCAUUUCUUUUUGUCGAUAUUCUUUGAACUUAUUUGUUCACAAUGCUUAUUGGUCAUUAUAUUGUGUUCCUCUAUAGGCAAGUAGAGGAUGAAUGUGUAUUAUAAAUAUUUAUGCUGUAUUUAUGCUUUAUGUUCAACGCACUCAGUAGUUUGUAUUUAGCCUCAACUAUUUAAUUUGUAGCACAUAACUUUCAAUUGUGUCUCUAUUUUAAUCACUACUUAGAUUUACGUUGUUUAAACUUAGAUAUAAGCUGUUAAGGUUUAAACUUAGAUACAAGCUGUCAAUGUAAAAACUUGGAUAUAAGUUAUUACUGUUUAAACUUAGAUUUAAGCUAUUGUGGUUUAAACUUUGACAUAAGUCUGGUUUCCAAAACCAGCCCAAUCUGUACUGAGCAAUUGGUAAAACGUUUUUUCCCCAGGACUCUCGUGGAGAGAAUGUGUGAUGUCUUGAGGACUCUCGUGGAGAGAAUGUGUGAUGUCUUGAGGACUCUCGUGGAGAGAAUGUGUGAUGUCUUGAGGACUCUCGUGGAGAGAAUGUGUGAUGUCUUGAGGACUCUCGUGGAGAGAAUGUGUGAUGUCUUGAGGACUCUCGUGGAGAGAAUGUGUGAUGUCUUGAGGACUCUCGUGGAGAGAAUGUGUGAUGUCUUGAGGACUCUCGUGGAGAGAAUGUGUGAUGUCUUGAGGACUCUCGUGGAGAGAAUGUGUGAUGUCUUGAGGACUCUCGUGGAGAGAAUGUGUGAUGUCUUGAGGACUCUCGUGGAGAGAAUGUGUGAUGUCUUGAGAUGGAAGAAGGUCAAAUCAUUGUCUGCAUUAAAAUGUUGGCAGUACGUUUUCCCGCCAUUUCAACUGGUGUUAAAUUUUAUUUCUAAACUACGAAACCAUGAUUAAGUGCAGAGUUAGUAUAAAUAGCAGACUACGCGCAGGCAGUAUAAUCAAGGGACUGUAUCGUGUAUAAAAUGUUAAUAUUAAAAACGAAUGAGAAAUUGUUGCAAUCACAUAUCACUCUAACUUUGACAUUAUGUCUCGCUAUGAUAAGGGAGGGCCAUAUAAUCAGCAAGCAAUCGGGUGGAUUGAAUUCACUCAUCAAAUUCGUUGCAUUAGAAAACCUCUUAGUGCGCAUGCGUUUUGUCUUCUGGAAGUCAAGGAUAAGACAAGAGACGUUCCACACAUAGACAUCCACAAUACAUCCACACAUACACAUAUAAAUACAUACAUGACAUACAAAUCUUAACCUACAAUCUUAUACUCAAGUAGACAAAAAUAUAAAUGAUUUCCUUUAGCUGCUAAUCAUUUUCUUUCUGAUCUUCUAAGGCAAUUUUCGGUACAAAAUUAUCUAUUUAAAAAAAAUCAAU